Molecule: messenger RNA, 5793 nt
Organism: Aspergillus welwitschiae
Lineage: Eukaryota; Fungi; Ascomycota; Eurotiomycetes; Eurotiales; Aspergillaceae
Product: ankyrin repeat-containing domain protein
Exons: 10
Coding region: 1-5793 (1930 amino acids)
Molecular function (GO): protein binding
Source: RefSeq, a predicted model, not a curated record
AUGACCACCUCCCUCUGGGCGAGAGCCCUCUCUGCUCUCCCAGACAAAGAUCAGCGCAUGUUCCGCACGUCAGGCACUGCAUCGGCACCGGUCUCAAAGACAUUAGCUGAUAUUAUCACUGCAAUCGAAACACAGCGCGAUCGUUGUAAGCGCCACAAGUGGUCGACCAUCAGCAUCGGUGGCAAGGAGCUCAUCAUCCGUGAUGUGUGCGCGAAAAUUGUAGCCUGCGUGAACAAGUUUGCCAGCGUGGUUGAUGUCGUCGUUUCCUAUGACCCAGUUCAUGCGGCACUUCCUUGGGCGGGAGUGCGCUUUGUGCUUCAGCUGUUUCUGAACGGAAUCGAUACUUUCGGUGCUAUUGUGGAGGGGCUGGAGACGUCCGUGAGAGUGAUUGCACGGGGUGGAAUACUCGAAGGGUUAUAUUAUCAGAAGAACUCUGCACUGAGUGAAGCGAGGCAGGCCUUGCAAGAUGAAAUCGUCAAGUGCUAUACAGCGGUCUUGAAAUUUCUGUCUCUGGCGAGGAAGUACUAUCAGUGCUCACGAAUGAAACGUGCGGUCAAUUUUAUAUCUAAAGACGAUCUUAGACACUGCACAAAGGAGAUACAGAUUGCCGAGCAACAGUUCCUGAUUCAGAAGGGGCUCGCCGACAGCGAAGACCUAGGUAAUAUCGAGACAAAUGUUUUACACACCAUCCUUAUAGCCACAUCAACGGCGGACCAGGUCAAUGAUAUGAAAACAAAACUAGAAAAGGCCCUCCUGGACCUGGAUAAGCCAUUAAUACGAGUGGUGGAUCAAGUUUCCGACCUUCAUAGAUCUUUGAAAGACAACGAGAGAGCCCAGAUCCUGCGUUGGAUAUCACCUGUCCCAGCUCAGGAACAUUAUCGUGAGGCAUCAGCAUCACUGAUGCCAGGCUCUGGAGAAUGGCUUUUCCGUCACCCUGAAUUUCAGGCUUGGAGAGAUUCUAGUAGCUCUGAGGUGCUAUGGUUGCACGGGAUACCUGGCUGCGGAAAAUCCAAGAUCGCUGCUGCUGUUAUACGGCAAUUACGCCUUCAGGCUAGCAAAGUACAGCAUUCUUUGCCGAUAGUACAUUUUUUUUGCUCGACAAACCCGGCUGAACCAGAGCGUAGCGAUGCUCGGGAGAUACUCCGGUCACUCAUGAAGCAACUUUCUCUAUCCGUCAGCAAGGACCUGAUGAGGACCCCAGUCGUCGAGGAGUAUCGGAAACUUCUACAAGAAGCAACAUAUUAUGGUGAAGGGCCAGCUGCUUUGUCUGUAGAAAGGUGUACUGAGCUUUUGUGUGAGCUUGGCCAGUCAGCCCCAAUCAUGCUAAUUAUCGAUGCUCUUGAUGAAUGUGAUUCACAGCAGCGCACCAUACUGCAGCAAUCUCUCGAAGAAAUGCGUCAAAGUUGUCGCGAUCUGGUUAAAAUUUUCGUCUCUAGUCGAUACGAAGAGGAUAUCGCUACUGGUUUCAGACACAAACGGACUCUUUGUAUGACACCGCGCGACACUGAAGAUGAUCUUAAACACUUCAUUGAUCUCCAUGUGAGUAGAUUUAUGUCAAGGUGGGCCGUUUUACACAGCGAGGCAAGCGAUAAACUACAACAGCUGGAGAAGAGCCUGAAAGAGACACUUAAUACUGGAGCACAAGGAAUGUUUCUAUGGGUGUCGCUGCAAUUAGAGUGUAUUAGUGAUACCUCACGAGUUAAAGACCUGGAGAGUAUUUAUGUAGCUCUGGAAUCUCUACCUGCGACGCUUGGUCGAUCCUAUGCCGCCAUUCAUUGCCGAAUCGAGUCAAUGAAGGAAACUGCCAGAGAAGUGGCUAGAUUUACGUUUUACUGGCUUCUGGGUGCAAAACGAAUGCUCCCUAUCCCAGAUUUCCUCAUCGCCGUAGCGCGUUCGGCAAAGUGCUUGUCAAAUCUGCAACCCCGAACCAUUAUUGACUACUGCUGCGGUUUGGCGGUGAUAGAUAACGAAACCAAUACAUUCAGACUAGCUCAUCCGACAGUUCGAGAAUAUCUUGAAUCCCUUGAAAUCUACCGCGGUAAAGAAGUAUCCUACAGCAUAGCUCUGGCGUGUCUGGACGCAUAUCUGGGUGAAAAUUGUGUUGAGAAUGAGUUUCUCAAAUAUGCUACAAACUAUUGGCCGUCCCACGUGGAGGACCUUGGGUUUGCACCCCAGCGAGCCAAGGUUGUUCCUUCUCUCACGGACUUCUUUACGAAAGAAGAGCAUUUUGAUGAUUGGCUGGACAAUUUCGAGCUACAGCAGAGAGAAGGCGGUUCUAGCUGGAAAUCUACAAAUGAAAGAAAGCUCGAUGCCUCGAUAAGCACUCCACGAACACCGCUAUUUUUGAUAUGCUGUUUUGGAUUCGUGGAAAUUCUUGAGGAUGACGACGUUGUUGAAGACUUGGAUGUGAACCAGACAAACAAAGAUGGGAGCUCUGGGCUAUACCUGGCAGCUCGUGGUGGCCACAUCAUGGUCGUUCAGAAGCUCCUAGACAUGGGAGCCAAUAUAGACGCCCCCGGAUUUCAGUACGGGGAUGCACUUCAAGCGGCGUGUCUUGGGGGGUGGACAGAGAUAGUGCAGCUUCUGAUCAAUCAUGGCGCCACCUCCUCUGUGCCCAGAAGGGGUGAAUAUUCCAGUCCCCUGCAGGCAGCUUUGGCAGGUGAUAACAAUCCAAUUGCAGAAGUCCUGCUUAAUGCUGGGGUCAAGCUUACUACACAGCAGCAAUUUGAUGAUGCCAUAGAAACCGCAGCUUUCAAAGGAAAUGUUUCAGUUUUCCAGCGGCUUAUGGCAGGGGAAGUUGGAGACUUUACUCCAAAAAUCAGGCCUGAUCCUCUUCAAGUAGCCCUCGCAGGGGGCAAAAUGAGGAGAGCAAAGCUGCUAUUACAAAGCUGUGCCGAUAUUAACGAGGAAAAGGGUCUCUUUGGAAAUGCCCUCGCGGCUGCUAUUGCAAGUGAGAGACUGUCAAUAGUACAGUUAGUUCUUGAUGCUGGAGCUAAUAUUGAGCUCCGAGGACGAUAUGGGUUUCCCCUUCGCGCAGCUGUCAUUAUCAACAACUUCGAGAUCACAAAAUGUCUGCUUGAGAAGGGUGCAGAUCCAAACGUAAUAGAUGAGGAGCUGGGAGAUGCCCUUCAGGCUGCUGCAAGCCGCGGCAGUCUAGCGAUAAUGUCGCUCCUUCUUGCUUACAAAGCUAAUGUUCGGGGACGUGGAGGCCAUUUCGGUGAUACACUGCAAGCUGCUGCUUUUGGAGGACAUGAAAAGGCUGUGGAGCUACUUAUUCAUCACGGAGCUAAAGAUUCUUUGGAAAAGCCUCGAGGGAGAUACCAUAGUGCUCUGAGAGCUGCGGUGUACGCUGGGCAUCAGAGCAUUGUGCAAAGGCUUCUUGAGGCAGGUGCAAGAUUGCCUUCGCAAAGUCGAGGAUUGUCAUUUGCCUAUGUGGACUAUUCGCCAUCCCUGACUGUACUAUGGCAACCCAGGGAUGCGCUUCCAAACGUUAAGGAGGAAGUGAAAGGACUGGAUACUCUGCACUAUCUGGGGCCCCUCGAAAUUACUGCUCAGCGGAAUGAUGUGGCCUUGUUGGAGACGCUACUAUUGGAGGGUCCACAUUAUGAUAAUUCUAGUGCUUAUUCAGGGUCUCUGGGGAGUAAUUUGUGUGAUUCGGAGAAUCCUUAUACAGCCCUACAGAUAGCAGCAUUUUGGGGGCAUACUCCUACAGUCAGGUGUCUCCUAGCCCAUGGGGUUGAUAUCAACAUGGUGAAGCCCAAGAUAGAAAUACUACUCUCUAAUGGUGCCGAUAUUGAUAGACAUUGGACGGAUUUUGGCUCGUGUCUUCAAGUCUUUUCUAAGCGGGGUAAACUUGAAGUUGUGCAGUUUUUACUUGAUCGAGGAGCCAACAUAAAUGAUGUAGGGGGCUUUAACGGUACAGCUCUUCAGGUUGCUUGCGGUGCAGGCCAUGUUGAAGUUGUCCAGCUACUGCUGCAGAAAGGAGCGGACAUGAAUGCACAAGGGAAGGCCAUUGGUACGGCGCUGCAUGCGGCUUCGGCUAACGGGCACCUUGGAAUAGUGAAGAUGCUUCUCCAUCAUGAUGCGAAAGCAGAUAUUGAUAGUGCUGGAUCAAAUGUUGAUACAAAUACUCAUAUUGCAUUACAGGUCGCAUGUGCGAAUGGACGUCGUGAAGUAGUCGAGGCUUUACUCGAUCGUGGCGCAGGAGUGCGCAAUACCCUACUUUGUCGAGCCAGUGAGAAUGGGGAUACUAGUCUUAUGCAACUCAUGCUGGACAACGGGUCUCUUGUCAAUCCAGAAACUGGGCUCCCUGAUUCAAAGCAGCUUGAAGGAAGAUCACCUACUGAUGACAGCAGUCUGACUGCAACCCCGCUUCAUUUCGCUGCCUAUCGUGGACACGAAUCAGCAGUGACUUUUCUCCUGGACAAUGGAGCUGACCUUCAUGUUCAAGGCAUUCUAUACCCAAUGCAGGAACAAGGCCAUCAUAACAGUGACUUCGAUUUUGAGACAAACACCAGCAGUCCUAUGCAAGCCGCGUGUUACAAAGGAAAUUCACAUAUAGCCAAGCUUCUCUUUACUCAUGAUCCUUGGGGUCACAUCAAACACCAGACCUUUACGGUUGCCUUGAAAACCAGUCUUGAUCGUGGACAGCAUGAAGUCCAGAGGAUUUUACUCCUCCAAGCAGUUCGUUCAGGGUUCAGGGCUGAGCAGUUUCACGAAGCUUUUUGCCAUGCAUGCUUGAAAGGAUAUACACAAUUUGUUGAGCUGAUCCUUGAACACUUCACGGUCGACAACUGGCCGGAUGCUAUACUCCAGGCCGCUGAAGAUGGGAGGGCUGGGAUUGUUAAAGCUUUGUUGUUACACGGGGCUGAUCCGAAGAUGCGCAACGAAAGCGGUGACACGGCGAUUAGCCUUGCUAUUCGUAAAAUGAGUCCUUAUUGUUGCGGAUUCUAUGAUGGGGAUCCGCCUCGCUAUCGCAAGACAUUGGCUGCUCUGGUCGAGGCUGGGCACGUUUUGGACAAAUCGCUAUCUGCAGACAUACCUCGCAAGAUCCUGCACAUUAUAACCGCUUACAUAUACAUUUCUGAAUCUGUGGAAUACGCAGACGUCAUUUCAAUGCUUGUACAGAACGAUGCGCAAGCAGCUCAUCUGAUCAGGAAGCCAUUUGAGGCAGCAAUCCAUCUUGAGGUUGUCGAGUCCGUUCGUGUCUUAAUUGACCUGUUUGCCAAGAAUGAUAUGCAUCGCACGGAAAUAUGCACAAGCAUCCUUUCUCAGUUUCUACCCCUCUCUAUGGAAAUGCUCUCGUUUUUGCUCAGCCAAGGUGGCGAUGUGAACACACGACAUUUUAAAGAUGGCAAGACGCUGCUGCACCGUGCCGCCGCCAGAGGAGAUGAGGAUGCACUCAGGAUUCUUAUAUCUUAUGGCGCCCAGGUUUCUCUGCAGUCAAGCGAACAAGGAACAGCCCUGCACGCAGCUGCGGCGGGUGGCUUCCACGGCUCAGUCAAUUUGCUUCUGACAGAAAAUGCGGAGGUUGAUGCAUCAUGUACACUUACUGGGACCCCGUUGGCGGCAGUCAUGGCUCGUAAAUGGAAGUCCUGCUGUGGUCGUUACCAUCGAAGCUGUGCUGAGCAAUUAAUUGCUUGGGGUGCAGAUAUUGAUCGCAUUGAUGAACGUCUGGGGACUCCAAUGGACAUUGCUUACAAGGCAGGAAACAAUGAGGGUGUGGAGCUGUUACUUGAGAACGGAGCACUGGAUCCCCAAUCCACAGCGUAUCCACUAAAUUCGGACAAUUGA